Molecule: messenger RNA, 1437 nt
Organism: Anisakis simplex (herring worm)
Lineage: Eukaryota; Metazoa; Nematoda; Chromadorea; Rhabditida; Anisakidae
Source: the annotation of a GenBank genome assembly
AUGUUUGCAAGACUUGGAUUUAAUUGUUUGCGCUUAUAUGCUGAUGAAAAUGAGGAUGCGGCUAGCGUAAGUCAUACUCAUCAUGAUGCUAGCGCUCACAGCGCUAGAGUGCCCCAUGAGCACUUGAGUGCUACACAUUUAUCGUCAACGAACAUACCGGAUGAAUCACAGACGAUUGGUAAAGUGAAAUGGGACGAGUAUCCUUUGAAGAAGAGGGACAGUUUUGCGGGAAGUGCAGAAGUGAAGCCACCGCCCGAACCAUUAUGGAAGAGGACUGUGAAGCUGCUCAAGAUCCUUUUACCGCAUAUCGGUCUAAAUAUCCUCUUAUUAUCAUACAUCGCUUUUGGAGCACUAGUCUUCAUAUGGCUUGAGGCUGAUAACGAUUUACAGAUUGAACGACGGAUGCGGCCCUUAUUAACGGUGUUAUCGAGAGCUCAUGAGUAUGACGACCGGUUUACACUGAACAGUCAAAUGUGGACUGACGCUGAAGAGCAAAUAAUGACCAGAUGGUCGUUUGCGGCAGCUGUCCUUUAUGCACUCACCGUCAUUACCUCCACUGGUUAUGAUCAUGUGACACCAACCACCGAUCCUGGUCGUAUAUUCACUGUAUUCUUUGGACUGGUUGGUAUUCCGUUGAUGUUCAUAACGGCUGCAGAUAUCGGUAAAUUCUUAUCCGAAAUUGUGAUUCGUUCGUACGGUAAAUUUCUGCAGUUGCUGGCGUGGAUGAGUUCAGUGAUCGAUGCGAUACGUGAAUACAUCAGUGAUGAGGACGACGAUUCGAUCGACUCAAGGAAGAGGCGCGGUUCACGGCGUGUCGAUAUCCUCGAUGAAGAGGAGGACGAAGAAGAUCGUUUACAGUUACCGAUCGCCUCUUAUUUUGCGUUGAUCAUUGGGUACUGCGCGAUUGGCAGUUUACUUUUCAACGCAUUUGAAAAGGGUCCCAUAUGGUCAUUUAUGCAUGGUUUAUUUUUCUCGUUCAACACGAUCACGACUAUUGGGCUUGGCAACAUAUACGUUCGGAAUCAGUUUUACCUCGCUUUAAUCGUAGCAUAUGUCAUAAUUGGCUUGGCAGUCAUAACGGCAUCACUUGAUCUGUGCAGUUCUACACUCAAGAGAACGUUCACUAAGUUGCACUACUUCGGCAGAAAAAUACGUGGUGCACGACGGGGUUUUGCGAAUAUGAGUGACGAUAUUCGUGAAGCAAUGCGGAUCAUUGCUGCCCUCAAAAAGACUAGGCCAAGCAAAGAGCGAAUAACACUCGAGGAUCUGAAGCGAUUCCUGGAGGUACAAGAGCACUUGAUUCGACAGCCGUACGUACCAUAUAAUGUGCACAUCUUCCGAUGGAUUGAAGAUGCGUAUGCACAAUAUUUUGAUGAAGCGGGCGUGAUGGGCGAAAAGGAGAAAAUGUGUACAUCUGAGCCGAUUUUGUUCUUCUGA